AUGUCUCAGUACUUUUAUCCUUUCGAAGCUGAAAAUCCAACGUCGCGAUCGUACUACGAAGAUGAGGAGGAGCAAACCACAUUGGAACAAUAUCAAGAAGAAUCUAUGUGGUCAUCGCCUGUUUUCAGGCUUUCACCAUUAAUGAAACAAGCCCCUAAACUAUCAGCGGAGCUCUUAUUAAUUGGUUUACCUGGAUCUGGAGCGUUAUUCCUGAAUGCAAUCUUCCCACAGAAAAUGCUCGUUGGAUUGCUAUUGAUGCCUGACGCGUCAUCGUCAGGCAAUCCAUUCUCAUCUGAUAUGGCAAGACCAGGAACCGCUGUAUAUCGUGAAAAGAGCAAUCCAAACAUACUUGUCGCAAUGUGUUGGAAUGCAGUAGCUCCUGAGAGAGCAGUGUCAUGGGCGCAGUGUCUGUCUCAAAAUGUGGACGCUAGGAGGAUUGUGAUAUUGGAUUCCUUAUCUGCUAGUAGGUAUCGUCCAGCAGAGUAUGAAACAGAUCAAGUUUCUCCUCCUUGGUUGCGUCAGCUCAGUACCACUGGAUCAGCCAAGGUUGACUCUAUCCCGACUUUGGAAGCUCCUAACAUGCUGACUGGUAUGGGAGCUGCUCUGCUUAACAAGAUGGAAAUGAAACAGCAUACAGCAACGUAUUGCUAUUCAAGUUUGCUAGAGCAAGCCCAUGGAAAGGACCUAGCAUCACAGGAGUCGCUUGUGGCUUAUGAGCCAAUCCUCAAGUCAUUUGAUAUCAAGUGCGAGACCUCAAGUAAAAAGUACACAUCGGCAUUGAAUGCCUACUUCACGCAUUUCAAAGAUCAAUUCCGAACCGACAAGUCUAUCUAUCUGUAA
Messenger RNA from Synchytrium microbalum, 840 nucleotides. RefSeq lists its product as uncharacterized. NCBI's taxonomy places the organism in Eukaryota, Fungi, Chytridiomycota, Chytridiomycetes, Synchytriales, Synchytriaceae. The record is from RefSeq and is a predicted model, not a curated record. Gene Ontology annotation, cellular component: endoplasmic reticulum. Gene Ontology annotation, molecular function: proteasome binding. The coding region runs from base 1 to 840 and encodes 279 amino acids. Gene Ontology annotation, biological process: proteasome core complex assembly. The transcript is spliced from 6 exons.